AUGCCCACAGCAACAGCCUCCAGCGGCGGGCGGCCAAAGGCCUUUUUUCCCAGGACAGACGCGGUCGUCUUGUCGUCGAAACAUGAGCCCCCGCCAGCUCUCCCGCAGACCGUCUGGCCCAUCUUCGAUCCAGACAAUCUCGAUAAGCCAAUUGAGCCGUGGAAUCCUGAUGUGGAGAAAAACUAUUAUCCUGCGCAAGAUGAUGAAUAUGCGCCGUCGACGGCCCCUGAUGUGCCACUGUCCAACGACGGGCAGUAUCUGCGCGGCUUUUUGGCGGAGAAUGAGAGGCUUAGGUUGUCUAUGCUCUGGUACUACACUCGAGACAUCCUCAACGAGCCCGAGUUCCUCUCUGGGCUGCAGCAGAAAGCAAAUCUAGCUCAAGAAUCCAGUGGCUGGGAUUUUGUCAUCAUUGGCAUUCAAGACCUUAACUAUUAUAUUCGUCUAGCAGCUGUCGGGCUUCCUUUAGCCAUCCAUCCACGCGGAGAAUCUCUUUGUGCUCACACAAUCACUCAGUCUCAUGAUAUUUUCCAACUGCCUAAUAUGAUGGAAGACUGGAGAUUCAGAGACUGCCCGUAUGCUAAGGCUGCUGGACUCCAUGCCUAUGCUGGAGCCCCAAUUCGCCUGCAAAUAGAAGCUGGGGAGCGCGUCAAUGUUGGAAGUGUUACUGUGAGCUCUAAAACGGCCCAAGAACCUUUGACCAAGCUUCAGCAGCAGACGCUUGCUCGGCUGGCUGACUGGGUCGCCGCCGAUAUCGUUCAGUCAGCGAGAGCAAGGCGCCAGCGAGAACGGCGCCGCAUUUCAGAGCUUCUCUCUGCAGCACAGAGCGAAGCGGACAAUACAGGAUUAGAGGAACCAGUUCUGCGGAUACUGAGGACCAUAUACCCAGAUGCGACAAUUACCGUGCAAUCAUCCAAAGACGCUCAUGUCGAGAUUGAGAAUCAUGAACCAGUGCCCGUAUCUGAGCUUGAGGAUGGCCUGUGGGAGGAUACCAUUUUCUUGGAUGAUUUUAUCCAAACCUCGAAUCAAAAACCUUUCCCAUCAGACAAGGUGGUGCGUACAAUUGCUGCUCCUUGCGAGACCUUGUCGGGAUCAUCCCUACUCGUUGUGGCAUCUAAAGACUUUCGGCUUGUGUUUGACGACGUUGACUCUUGGUUUGUCCAAUCGUGCGCAACUAUGCUCUCUCAGAUAUGGCACAAGCGACUCUUAACCGAAGCAAUGAAAGCAAAGGAAAAAUUCCUCCGCGGAUUUUCUCACCAGCUUCGAACCCCGAUCCAUGGAAUUCUCGGCUCUGCAGAUCUCCUAACAGAAGAGCUUGCGUCCCAAAAGCAUCGUGAGAGCACAAAGAUGGAGCCAUUGCCAGACAUUAAGCCGCCGGGCGAACCUGAAGAAUCGAUCAUCUAUCUGGAUACUAUCAAGUCAUCGGGGCGAGACUUGAUUUCCAUAGUCAACAACAUGAUUACGCUAAACAGAUGGGCCGACAUCGCCAUGAAGGAGCGGCAGUACGCUUUGCACACCGUGUACGAGCUCGAGACAGAAUUGUCCAACGAGAUGCGCAAAGCGAUUUCCGAUGAUACUCGCUACAGAGCCUCUGUUUUCUUUAACCAUGACUCCCAAUUGGAUUGCGUCAGCUUCCGAACCGAUAUCGGUCUACUUCGUGAUAGCUUGCUUCAGCUCAUUAUCAAUGCCAUACAGAACACUUCGGAAGGCAUCAUCACAGUGACCAUAACGUUACAGCCAGAUCGCCAACAGCUUGUUGUUGAUGUCGAGGAUACUGGCCGUGGAAUCCAUCCAGAUGACCAAAAACGUAUAUUCGAGCCUUAUGAAAAGGUCGGAAUGCACUCAUCGGGCGCCGGCUUAGGCUUGACCCUCGCCUCCAAUUUUGCAACACUGCUCCACGGCUCUGUCAGUCUAGUGUGGUCAGAAAUCGACCGCGGGUCACAUUUUACGGCAGCCUUUCGGGAAAUGGAGUGUGUUUCUUUACCACCAUCGCAGCCGCUGGCUCAAAAACUCAAGACCUUGCCUUCCAUAUUCUACAACAUGACGUCCGGCCUGGACGGUGCAUCAUUAUGCAGCAACUUCACUCGCUUUUUGACGAGGAAUGGGUUUAAAUCUUCGGAUAGCUUAGAUGACUGCUUUGUGGUUUUUGACUAUGUGCCCGGACUGGGAAAGCACCGUUCACAUGUAUCUCAGAUCCCAUCAGAAAAAGCUGCCAUCUGCCUCGUCCCAGCUUCGGAAGGGAGCUUUUGCUUGGAACAACAUCCUAAGAACAUAUUUUACGUCACAGCGCCGUUUGUAACUUCUACGAUGAGCUCGGCACUUGAAGACGCUGAUGACUAUCUCUCGGAAGUUAAAGCCUCACAAGCCUAUAUGUCUCAACUAACUAUGCCCACUCCGCCAGAAGACAGGCUUCCGUCUUUCUUCGACAGACAGAAAACCAACCCAUCUACUGGUAAUGAUGGUCUGUUGACGCCACCAUCUGAUCGUAGCGGGAAAACUUCUGUGAAAGCGGGUUCCGUCGCCUCGAUCCCCUCGUCAAUCGCUAAUUCCAAACCCAUGGCACUGCUUGUUGACGAUAACAACAUCAACCUCCGAAUAUUGCAAAUGUACUGCACCAAACGAGGACUUCCCUACUGCUCCGCGACUGACGGCCUGCAAGCUGUGGAAGCCUUUUCGAAGCAGCAGUCAUUGGCUGCCAAUGGCGAAGGAACAUGGAUUCAGCUGAUCUUCAUGGAUCUCCAAAUGCCGGUGUGCGACGGUUUCAAGGCGACCCAGCAGAUACGACAGCUGGAAAAAGAGAACAAUUGGGGGGAAAGCAUUGUCUUUAUUGUGACUGGCCAAGAUAGCCAAACGGAUAGGACGACGGCAGAGGAAGUUGGUGCUGAUGAGUUUUUAGUAAAGCCUGCUCCUGUUAAAGUCUUGGAUCGCAACGUCGUUCGACACUUUCCAUCAUUUAAAGUUGGCUGA
Molecule: messenger RNA, 2964 nt
Organism: Trichoderma gamsii
Lineage: Eukaryota; Fungi; Ascomycota; Sordariomycetes; Hypocreales; Hypocreaceae
Exons: 2
Coding region: 1-2964 (987 amino acids)
Biological process (GO): protein autophosphorylation; phosphorelay signal transduction system
Molecular function (GO): histidine phosphotransfer kinase activity; protein binding; phosphorelay sensor kinase activity
Source: RefSeq, a predicted model, not a curated record